This is a messenger RNA of Suillus subalutaceus, 1568 nucleotides long. Its product is annotated as kinase-like domain-containing protein. The record is from RefSeq and is a predicted model, not a curated record. The transcript has 4 exons. NCBI's taxonomy places the organism in Eukaryota, Fungi, Basidiomycota, Agaricomycetes, Boletales, Suillaceae. The coding region runs from base 390 to 1445 and encodes 351 amino acids.
GGGCAUCCGUGUGCGCAAGGGUCUCAAGCCCGAAAUUCCAGCUCUCGACCACUACUACGACAAGCUGUAAAGUUAUUGUACGAAAGUGCUCACGACCAAACUUCUGGAAUCCGUUCCUUGUAGCCACUCAUAUUUCACUAAAUCCAAUUGUUGUACUCUUGUAUGGUUCAUGAUUUGGACGCCCAUACCUAAUAGUUACAUGGCAAUCGCUGAGAACGUUGGUGAGGUGACGCUGCAUGACAUCCCUCGGAUCCGCAUCUUCUACCGGUGGCGAGCGUCUUGAGUCAAACACUGGGCGCUUAACGUUAUAAAUUCGACAGGUACUUAAAAGGCAGGUUGCAUGUAGCUGUCGCAGGAAUAAUAACCCAGUAAUACCCGUCUACUCAGACAUGGCAGACGUUGACCUCGCCACCAUCGCUGACGUACGAAGAUACUUGAUACACCUCAACGACUCAUUCGAGGGCAAGGAAACAUUGGUGUUGAAGUAUGCAGCACCGUACCUUGCUGCAUCCGGCGGUACGAUGGCUCUCCCAACAGAGCGCCAGAAAUUCGAUGCGGAAGCCCUAAGACUCGUCCGCAAGAUGCACACUGAUGACGAUGUCAUCACUGUUCCUAAUGUCCAUCUCUUCGACGAAGAAGCCCACGUCAUCAUUAUGGACGAUUGCGGAACGGACGCUCGUACGCUGAAACAGCUGGUAAUCGACGAGGCUCUGCCACAGACAAUCGCCGAAGAAAUCGGUGCUGCGAUCGGUCGUUUCCUCGGGCGCAUCCAUGCCUGGAACAAAGACGCGUCUUUCGACAUGGGUAUUUUGAGCAACAAUGAACUGGGGAGGAUGCUCUCAGCUUUGGUUACAUACGAUCGCCUCAUAUCUACGCUUACCGGCAUAGAUAAUAUCGCGGCUUUGGCUGACCCCGGCCUCGACAUCCCUGAUGGGACAUUGGCCAUUAUCUCGAAGCUAGCGGAGACCCGAAGUCAUGAAAUUGGUAGCACGACAGAGGUGUUUACACACGGAGACUUCUGGCCCGGGAAUAUCAUGGUAUCCCUUCGGAGAGAGUCGGAAGGGGGCAUGCUUAGGUUAGAGAAGCUUUAUGUGUUGGACUGGGAGUUGGCGAAGGAGGGUCUUCGGGGGCUAGACAUUGGUCAGUUCUGCGCGGAGAUGCGGCUGCUUCAGCGGUUCUAUCCGAGCCGCCAGGAGGAGACGUCCACGAUUAUGAGAUCCUUUCUCUUGGCUUAUAGAGGAGGGAGUGGGCCUGAUGAAGCGCUCACGAGGAUUGCGAUUGCACAUGUUGGAGCACAUCUGGUUGCUUGGACCCCACGGGUGCAUUGGGGGGACAAGGAAGAUACCAGAAAGACGGUUGCUGAAGGAGUUGAGUUGUUAGUUGGAGGUGCUGAAGGAACACUAGUAUGGCUGGAGGGUAGUCUCAUUGGUAACUUGAUGACGUGAAACUCCGUAGGCAACAACUUAAGUCACAUUAGCUCACUCAAUUAUUACUGCUCCGUCGCGAAGGGACACGCUAGCUCAUCCUUUCAACUACGGUGCCGCAGACCGUUCGGCUACGACGCCUUU